Molecule: messenger RNA, 1395 nt
Organism: Botrytis byssoidea
Lineage: Eukaryota; Fungi; Ascomycota; Leotiomycetes; Helotiales; Sclerotiniaceae
Exons: 4
Coding region: 170-1138 (322 amino acids)
Biological process (GO): oxaloacetate metabolic process
Molecular function (GO): catalytic activity; magnesium ion binding
Source: RefSeq, a predicted model, not a curated record
UCUCAUUUAUUUCCAAAUAGUUCAUCUUUUGGUACUGUAUCUUUCAUAGGUAGAUAAGUAAAAGAGCUAAUAUCUAUACCGUACAAUAUCUAAUCAGCUAGGUAUAACCUAUAUUGCAUUUCCGUAAAUGGCCAGGUGAGCAAGGCUAGUAAGUGGUAUAUUGUGGGCAAUGUCGCGAAACGCAGCAGCUUCUGUCCUCCGAAGGGCUCUCCUCUAUGUGCCUUCAUCUUCACCCAAGUUUCUAGAGAAAUCCCGAGGGUUAAAGGUCGAUACUGUUGCGUAUGAUCUUGAGGAUUCGGUGACAUUGGGGAAUAAGGAGAUGGCAAGGAAAAACAUUGUGGAUUUUCUAAAGGGUGAAAGACCAAAAGAUGUAGGAGAACUGGCUGUACGAAUUAACUCUGUUUCAUCAGGCCUCGCUCUACAAGAUCUCACUCAGGUCCUCAAAAGUCAACACCUCGACACUCUCGUAGUACCCAAAGUUAAUUCGGCUUCCGAUCUCCACUUCAUAAAUGAUAUUCUUCGUCAUACUCUUCCCUCGCGACAUCCAUCUACUCCAUCGCCUUCUUCUAACCCAGUCAAAAUACUCGCUCUCAUAGAAUCUGCACAAUCUCUUAUAAACCUCUCGUCAAUCUGCCAAGCAUCUCCCUACUUACAUGGCCUAAUAUUCGCCGCUGAAGAUUUCUCUUUGGAUUUAAGCAUUACACGAACACCUAGUCUUGACGAAUUCCUAUAUGCGAGAAGUCACAUUGCCACUUGUGCACGAGCAUUUAAUAUCCCAUCUACCAUUGAUUUAGUGUGUACAUCAUACAGGGGAAGUGAGGGACUAGCUCGUUUGGGAGAAGAAUCUCUUCAGGGAAAGGGUUUAGGGUUUAAUGGAAAACAAUGUAUACAUCCUUCCCAAGUGGACGUUGUUCAGAAAGCAUUUGCACCUGGAGAGAAAGAAGUCGAGUGGAGUGUACGAGUAGUAAUUGCAGAUGAAAAGGCGGAGAAGAAGGGGAAAGGAGCGUGGACAUUGGACAACAAAAUGAUUGAUGCACCAGUUACUGGAAAGGCAAGAGAGGUAGUUAAGAGAGCAGAAUUGUGCGGCUUUGACGUUGAAGCUAUGAGGGAAAAGUGGAAGGGUCAGGAACCCGAAUGAUAGGACAGUCAGUUCAGACCGUGUUUGCCAUUGGCUGAUGACUUUUUAUCCAAAUCUUUCCAGCGAAAGACUUUCAUUUUCUACUGCCUCAAUUCUCUAUAUGUACAUUGUUAUACAGAUAGGUAUUCUCUAGUAGUAGAUGGCUAAACUCGUCCCCACCCAACCCACAUCAUCAACACCAGACCUAUCCUCUCCUAGCGACUAUAACUUUCGGUGGUUGACUCUCGGCGGAUAUUUUUGCUGGCUCAGUAGCUAAG